AUGGACAAUGCAGUCGUGAUGGAGGAAGAAGCUGCCAAUAAUGACCAUCCUGACGCUGGGAGGAGGCGCUUUGCACCACCAGGAGACGAGGCUACUUGGCAUAUGCCAACAGAUAAUGAAAGGUAUCGCCCAUACAUUACUUCCUUGAUGAAUUUUUUUCAUGAUCCAGAUCCCCCCUACACCAAGGACACUGUAUUCACACGGUUACAACUAUUGGGGAUAAAUCCAACUGUUAUCAAACGCUGGUUGGUGAAUAAAGCAUACGGAAAGGAGGAAUAUGACCAAAAGCGUGAUGUUCCACAAGGAGCUAGAGCGUCUUCGCUUGAGAUGAUGAAAAAGGCUGUCAGCUACUUCAUGCCAAACAGAGCUGUUGCAUGGGUGAAUGAAGCUGACAAUCCGACAAGGCAUUCAAGUGUUCACGAGGUGAUUGCAGAUGUGAAGAAGGCUGAAGCAAGACACCAAGGCAGGUCUUCACAAGCAACACGACCAUUGAGAGAAGCCAAAUUCCGGAAAAGUCUUGAGAUGCUGAAAAGAAAAAGCGAUUGGAAUUCUCAAUAUAAAUAUUCCAUUAUGUCCCUUUGGCAGUUUACUAUUAUUGCCCGAACCGACAACAUCGUGCACUUUGAGGUCACUCACCCACGAGGCAAUCCCAAAUUCCCUUUUACACUUAAAUUAAAGGUAUUCUGGUCCAAAAAUAUUAAUGAGGAACGCCAGUGCCCAGAUCAGAUCCUCUUGGGGUCCAUGGAUGAUGACAUCUGCAUCCUGAUUAACUUAUCAAUCUAUUUGGAGUUGUACCUGGAACAGUUCCCACAAGCGGUUUUAUUGUUCACAGAGGAUCUAGAAUUGGCGAAUGAUGCAGCAACAGAACGUCUGAAAGCUAGAUAUCGGAGUGCUUUGACGAGCACCUGGAACACAGCUGAAUUCAAAUCAGUUAUUGAUGAGUCAGACUAUGGUCUCAAGAUCGGAACUCACAGCCAGCGGAAGCUCCCGGCAACCUAUGCAUCAAACAAAGGUUUGAAGUACAAACUCAAAGAAGGUGUGGAACUACCAGUUGAAUGGCUCUACGAGAAUGUUAUUCCUAACAUCAGGGCCAAAUUUCCGCGGGAUAAUCGUCUUUGUCGUGUUUUGGCCUUGACGCUGCUGUAUGCUUGCAUGCACGAAGACAUCCUGGUGCCGCCUGGUAUUAAGAGUCGUGUUCGAACUGCCUAUGGCGAACUGAAUCAGGAUACACAACAACCAGUCGAGAAAGUGCCCUUAUUUGUGCAUAGGAGGGAUGACCAGUUGAUGAUUGAUGAAGCCAUUAUUAUAGACGGUGAUGGGAGCACUGGUGCUGGUGGAGGUGUGGUGGCAGGGAACUCGACUUAUGACUUGUUGCAAAGCAUCAAGAUAAAUAUCCAGCAACUACAACAGCAAUUGAACAAUGUUGCUGCUCGAUCUGAUACAAAUUUUUCAGAUUUGAGAGCCUACAUCCAGCAUCGCGAUCGAAUUCUAAACAACAAUAUUUGUGCUUUUGGCGGAACAAUUGAAGGUGGCUUGCAAAUCCAACAAGCAAAUGCUGGUCGCAGACUACUGCCGCUUGCAGCAAGAGGAGCAAAUGUGGAUGUGGGUCCCGUCAAAGCUGCGAACAUGGCUAUUCUAUCGGGUAAUCCCAGGUCAUUAUACAAACUCUGGCGGGAGUAUCAGCAUGGGAUUGCUGGUCGGAAGCCUGCACGUUAUUUCACGGCGACAGAACAAAACUGUUCUCGUCAAAUGAAGCAAAAGUUCUAUCGUAGGAAGCAAGUCUGGGAUACAAUUUCACGACUGGUUGCAAAUGGGCACACUGUUCAAUCCGCGAUUGAACGAAUUAAGCAGGUGUAUGGCCAGAAUGUCUCAGUCACCAGGAUAAUGGAUGGAAUCAUACGAGACAAACGGCAAUAUGGUGGACCUCAUCCAAAUCUAGUGUAA
Molecule: messenger RNA, 1944 nt
Organism: Cylindrotheca closterium
Lineage: Eukaryota; Bacillariophyta; Bacillariophyceae; Bacillariales; Bacillariaceae
Source: the annotation of a GenBank genome assembly